Cooperia oncophora is the source of this 621-nucleotide messenger RNA. NCBI's taxonomy places the organism in Eukaryota, Metazoa, Nematoda, Chromadorea, Rhabditida, Trichostrongylidae. The record is from the annotation of a GenBank genome assembly.
AUGGAGGAUGUUCCUAUACCAAAAGGAAAGUGUCUUCGAUAUAGAUGUGGCUUUCAAGAAUGCCGUUGUGAUAGACAUUUUUCCAUAGUUUCGGUUGUAGAGCAUCUCGCGUCACAUUUUGCAAAGACAAACGGGAACAGGCACUAUCACUAUCGUUGCUGUUCCUGUGGGAUGCAUUUCUUCAACUUGAGUAUGACGGCAUCAUGCCAAUGUAAAACGAAAAAGGACGGUCGGCUUCAAUCGGUGCGGAAAGACUUAUCGUUGGCUGCGGUUCGGCACGACAUCUUUUUCGCCUCCUACUGCAAACUCUAUAUCAUUCCUGUGUUGGUCGAUGAUGAUCCACGCAAUAAUCAUCACGUACCUGGCCCGGAGUCAUCAAGAAGAUCAUCGAAAGUCGCAACACCACAGCCAGGUUCCAGAACUCCAGCACCUAACGGUUCAAGGACGCCGAGGAAACCUCGAGAGGAGGACGAUCUGAACGAUUCCCAUGGUAGGUCUCGAACUGACUCACCGACAUUGUUUUUGGUGGGCCAUAUUAUGGCUGGAGAACACACAACGAGGGGAGACCGUGCGCAAGGAAGGGACUCAGAGUCCCUUCUUUGCGCACUCUCCCUGUGUUAG